This is a messenger RNA of Daucus carota subsp. sativus, 884 nucleotides long. Its product is annotated as pathogenesis-related protein 2. The transcript is spliced from 2 exons. The record is from RefSeq and is a predicted model, not a curated record. Gene Ontology annotation, molecular function: signaling receptor activity; protein phosphatase inhibitor activity; abscisic acid binding. Gene Ontology annotation, biological process: abscisic acid-activated signaling pathway; defense response. The coding region runs from base 223 to 699 and encodes 158 amino acids. Lineage: Eukaryota; Viridiplantae; Streptophyta; Magnoliopsida; Apiales; Apiaceae. Gene Ontology annotation, cellular component: cytoplasm; nucleus.
AAUUCAACAUGAUGCUGAUUAUUUAAGAGUUGUGUCCAAUUGUGCUCCUGUACAUUUCAAAUUGUGUUCAAACAAGGAACCUCAGCUCCUGCAGUAUAUAUAGCCUCUACUAAUUCAUUCAUUUCCAUAUAGCUUAUUAAGUUUUAGCUUGCUAGCACAAGUGAAAUCAACUUCUUUUGUAUAUCAACACAUAAAAGUUUUUUCUUUUUUUUACCAUAAAUUAUGGGUGCUGUUACUACUGAUGUUGAGGUUGUGUCCGCUGUCCCUGCACAAACAAUAUUCAAGGGCUUUCUCCUUGACAUGGAUAACCUUAUUCCUAAGGUUUUGCCCCAGGCUAUUAAGAGUGUCGAGAAAAUUUCCGGAGAUGGCGGAGCUGGAACCAUCAAGAAAGUCACUCUUGGAGAAGUGAGCCAAUUCACCGUGGUGAAGCAGAGGAUCGACGAAAUCGACACCGAGGCAUUGAAAUACUCCUACAGCAUAAUCGAAGGCGAUCUCCUACUGAACAUAAUUGAGUCCAUCACUAGUAAGUUCACAGUGGUGCCUACUGAUGGAGGAUGCAUCGUGAAGAACACUACGAUUUAUACGCCGAUCGGUGAUGCCGUGAUCCCGGAAGAUAAUGUCAAGGAAGCCACUGAACAAUCAGGAAUGGUGUUCAAGGCAAUUGAAGCUUACCUUCUGGCAAAUCCUGGUCUCUAUUGAUUUGCUAUAUUUUGUAUGCUUGAAUUUCUCAAGUUAUCUUUCAGUUGUAAUAUAUUUAUUUGUGGCCGCUGUGAUGAUUAAAUUGUAAUCAAAUUCGUUAUCUGUGAGUUGUAAUGUUUGAUUUACUACUCUCCUGUAUUGAGAAAAAUAAAUUCAAUCGUAUACUUGGAUACCUCGUUGUUCAA